Messenger RNA from Drosophila busckii, 2813 nucleotides. Its product is annotated as glucose dehydrogenase [FAD, quinone]. The coding region runs from base 205 to 2289 and encodes 694 amino acids. Lineage: Eukaryota; Metazoa; Arthropoda; Insecta; Diptera; Drosophilidae. The record is from RefSeq and is a predicted model, not a curated record. The transcript is spliced from 3 exons. Gene Ontology annotation, molecular function: oxidoreductase activity, acting on CH-OH group of donors; flavin adenine dinucleotide binding.
GCGACGCGCGAAAGCAAUUCAAUCGAAUUUAAUUUGAAAAUCGUUCAAGUAUUUGAGCUUGGCUUAAAUGAAAGUGCGCCAAAGUAAAAGAAAAAAUUGUGUGUACGUGAAUGAAAGUGCGUGAAGCCUAAAAAGCAAUGCAUUGCUAAAUGCAAGAGCAAGAGAGCGAGAAAGAGAGAGAGAGCAUAGUUAACAAUUAAAAGAAUGGUUGUGGUGCCAGCUUUGGGCGCCGCUGCGGCAUCGGUGGGUGGGCUGCUGUUUAAGGCGAGCGCCGCUUCGAAGGCGGCAGCAACCGCCGGCGUUGCCGCUGUGGGUGCCACCAAACUGGGACUGGCCAUCACGACGGCCAUUAAGCUAACCACUGCAGUUGUGGGUGUGGGCAAAAUAGCCAUAUUGCCAUUUUUGAUAGCCGCCAUAGCUUAUUACAACUACGAUCUGUUUGAUCCGGAGAAUCGACCGUUCAAUGUCAAGCAAGUGGAGCUGGCGUAUGAUUUUGUCAUCAUUGGUGGCGGCUCGGCGGGCACAGUGCUGGCGGCGCGGCUAUCCGAGGUGCCGCAUUGGAAGGUGCUGCUGCUCGAAGCGGGCGGACAUGAAACUGAAAUCUCCGAUGUGCCGCUGCUCUCGCUUUAUCUGCACAAAAGCAAAAUGGACUGGAAGUACCGCACACAGCCACAGCCCACCGCUUGCCAGGCCAUGAAGGACAAGCGCUGCUGCUGGACACGUGGCAAGGUCAUUGGCGGCAGCUCCGUAUUGAAUACGAUGCUCUAUAUACGCGGCAAUCGACGCGACUUUGAUCAGUGGGCCGCAUUCGGCAAUCCCGGCUGGAGCUACGAGGAGAUCUUGCCCUACUUCCGCAAAUCCGAGGAUCAGCGUAAUCCAUACUUGGCGCGCAAUACGCGUUAUCAUGGCACGGGCGGCCCCUGGACCGUGCAGGACUCGCCGUAUAAUACGCCACUGGGUCCCGCCUUUUUGCAGGCGGGCGAGGAAAUGGGCUACGACAUUGUCGAUGUCAAUGGGGAGCAGCAAACGGGCUUUGGCUUCUAUCAGUUCAACAUGCGCCGCGGCUCACGCAGCUCCACUGCCAAAUCAUUUCUGCGUCCCGCACGCCUGCGCCCGAAUCUGCAUGUGGCGCUCUUCUCGCAUGUGACCAAGGUGCUGACCGAUCCGCAGACGAAGCGAGCUACGGGCGUGCAGUUCAUACGCGACGGACACUUGCAAAAUGUUUAUGCUACGCGUGAAGUUAUUUUGGCAGCUGGCGCCAUUGGCAGUCCGCAUCUGAUGAUGCUGUCGGGCAUUGGGCAUGGCGAGGAGCUGGCGCGCGUGGGCGUGCCGCUGGUGCAGCACUUGCCGGGCGUGGGGCAGAAUCUACAGGAUCACAUUGCAGUGGGCGGCAUUGCCUUUCUCAUCGACUAUCCCAUCUCGAUUGUGAUGAAGCGCAUGGUGAACAUUAACACGGCGCUGCGUUAUGCCAUCACCGAGGAUGGUCCGCUGACCUCGAGCGUGGGUCUGGAGGCGGUCGCCUUCAUUAAUACAAAAUAUGCCAAUGCCAGCGACGAUUGGCCUGAUAUGAACUUCAUGAUGACCUCCGCUUCGGUCAUGUCGGAUGGUGGCUCGCAGGUUAAGAAUGCCCACGGACUGACCGAUGAGUUCUAUGAGCAGGUUUUCAGUGAGGUGACCAAUCGCGAUGUCUUCGGCAUCUUUCCCAUGAUGCUGCGGCCCAAGAGUCGCGGCUUCAUACGUCUCGCCUCCAAGAAUCCCUUGCGCUAUCCACUGCUCUAUCACAACUACCUCACCCAUCCCGACGAUGUCAAUGUGCUGCGCGAGGGCGUCAAGGCGGCUGUGGCCAUGGGUGAGACCGCAGCCAUGAAACGCUUUGGCGCACGCUACUGGAGCAAGCCGCUGCCCAAUUGCAAGCAUCUCACGCUCUUCACGGAUGAGUAUUGGAACUGCUAUAUACGCCAGUAUACGAUGACAAUUUAUCAUAUGAGCGGCACAGCCAAAAUGGGACCACCCAGUGAUCCCUGGGCUGUGGUGGAUCCGCAGCUGCGCGUCUAUGGCGUGCCCGGACUGCGUGUCAUUGAUGCCAGCAUUAUGCCCGCUAUAACCAACGGCAACAUCCAUGCGCCUGUGGUUAUGAUUGGCGAGAAGGGCGCCGAUCUUAUCAAGCAGCUGUGGCUAACGCCCAGCACUAAGCCGGCGGCAAGCUAUCAAUGGCGCCAGAAGCGCUCCAUCAAUAUGACGCAGCCUGAGGCGUUGCCAGUGCAUCAAUGGGCGCUGCCCAGCGCGUAGUUUAAGUCUUAGCCCUGUAGUUAGACAAUUCUCGUCAAAUUCUAAUUUAUUAAGCUGUUUGCUCCUACUUCUCUGUGCGUUUCUCUUAGUCAGUUAAGCGCCGCUGCUUGUAAAUAUCGAGUCAUUUAUGCUACACCCACGCAACUAUUAUAUACUAAAUCAAUUAAUAGUUUUUUUGUAUAUCAGUUGUCUUAGUUUAUAAUCUAGCUUAAAGGUUUUUUUUUUGCAAACACUUAGAGUACCUCAAUUAGUUGAUAAGCCAAAAUGAAUUUGGAAAUAAAUGCAAACAUAACUUGUACGCAGUGAAUGUCAAACCUUUUUAGCUGCUACACCAACCGAUCGUGUACACUUGCUCACUUAGCGCAUGCAGCAACCAUAAGAGUUUGCGCCUUUGCUUAAAGCUUAGCUCAGCUCACCUGCAAUGAAAAAAGUGAAUAAAUAAAAGUUAGUUUUAUUUGUUGACAUACCAAUAUUUUAACAAAUAAAUAAAUUGCAUAUAAAGGCAUCAAAUAACUGUAUAUAAA